Molecule: messenger RNA, 4070 nt
Organism: Nerophis ophidion (straightnose pipefish)
Lineage: Eukaryota; Metazoa; Chordata; Actinopteri; Syngnathiformes; Syngnathidae
Product: oocyte zinc finger protein XlCOF19-like
Exons: 2
Coding region: 314-1300 (328 amino acids)
Biological process (GO): regulation of transcription by RNA polymerase II
Molecular function (GO): DNA-binding transcription factor activity; RNA polymerase II cis-regulatory region sequence-specific DNA binding
Source: RefSeq, a predicted model, not a curated record
GACAAGUCUAGCGGAAAUAGAACUAGGAGAAAGCUGCCAGAAGCCGCCCCAAGUGGUCGAUAAAGCCGUUUUUGUUGUAUUUAACCGCGUGUGUUCUUCCUUCUGAACACAUUGUUGGGCCUUCGCGCGUUUUACAAACAACAAGAAUAUGUUUGAGUUGAUAUAAGUGUCGCCGAUUACAUCAUUUUAUUCUCCUCUCAGUGCACAUUAGGCUUCCUGGGUUAGCUUAGCUUGCUAGCUGCUAACAAAGAGACGCGGAAGUGACCAACACGCCGCUAAAAAGAGAUCAGAUCAGCAAGAGUGGACCUCCAGGAUGGAGCAGGAGGUACCAAGGACCCCCCACAUUAAAGAGGAAGAGGAGGAGCCACGGUCCCCCCACGUUAAGGAGGAAGAAGAGGAACACAGCAUCAGUGAGUUCCCAGUGACUGCUGUCCCUGUGAAGAGUGAAGAAGAUGAGGUCAAAGGUGAAAGGGAGGAGAGACCAAACAGCAGCUCAACUGAACACAUGACAACAGAAGGUGAUGGUGGCGACUUAGCUCCAAUCUCAGAUAGUGACCAGGCGACGUCUCACUCUUCUCACACCGAUGAUGAAGACUCUCGAGGGGAUCAACCUCGCUUGAAAUGUUCUCAGUGUGACAAAACUUUUGUCGACAAGUCAACUUUGAAAACACACAUGACAAUUCACACGGGCGAAAAACCGUUCGGAUGCACGUUUUGCAGUAAAAGAUUCUCUAUCAAAGGACGUAUGAUAGCGCACACAAGAACCCACACCGGAGAAAAACUCUACGCCUGCUCGAUGUGCGACAAGAGGUUCUCUCACCGCCCGGCCUUUGUGCGACACAAGCGAGCCCACGCCAGCGAGAAGCCUUUCACCUGCAAUGUUUGCGGAAAAUGCUUCGCUUUCGUCGGAGGUCUGGAAACCCACCUGCGAACUCACACGGGCGAAAAACCCUAUUCUUGCUCCGUCUGCAACAGAGGUUUCUGCGACCAUUCGUCGUUUGUCCGACACGCCCGGACGCACACAGGGGAGAAACCAUAUUCUUGUGCGAUCUGCAGUCGGCGGUUCACUCAGACGUCGGCGCUGGUCAAGCACACGCGAAUACACACCGGGGAGAAACCUUUCAUCUGCUUAGUGUGCGGCCUGAGAUUAACCCAGAAGUCGCACUUGACAAAACACAUGAGGACACACACCGGCGAGAAAGCCUUCAGUUGCCGUGUGUGUGAUGAGAGGUUCUCCUACAAGCACCAGGUGGACAGUCACAGGUGUGCUGGUGAGGAGACACCACGCAACACUCGUUAGAUGUCGUGUGUGUGAUGAGAGGUUCUCCUACAAGCACCAGGUGGACAGCCACAGGUGUGCAGGUGAGGUGAAACCACGCAACACUCGUUAGAUAUCGUGUGUGAUGAGAGGUUCUCCUACAAGCACCAGGUGGACAGUCACAGGUGUGCAGGUGAGGAGACACAACGCAACACUCGUUAGAUGUCGUGUGUGUGAUGAGAGGUUCUCCUACAAGCACCAGGUGGACAGUCACAGGUGUGCAGGUGAGGAGACACAAUGCAACACUCGUUAGAUGUCGUGUGUGUGAUGAGAGGUUCUCCUACAAGCACCAGGUGGACAGUCACAGGUGUGCAGGUGAGGAACACUCCUUAGAUGUCACCUGGGACAACAUUUUGUGACAGGGGUCCCCAAACUGGAAGAUAGGAUUAACGUUUGGAGAACACACAUCUUUACUACUUUAUUUGGGACGGUGUGGCGCGGUUGGGAGAGUGGCCGUGCCAGCAACCUCAGGGUUCCUGGUUCAAAUCCUCACCUUCUACCAACCUCGUCAUGUCCGUUGUGUCCUUGAGCAAGACACUUCACCCUUGCUCCUGAUGGGUCGUAGUUAGGGCUUUGCCUGGCCAUCAGUGUGUGAAUGUGGAAAUAGUGUCAAAGCGCUAAGCUGAAGGUAGAAAAUCGCUAUGCAACACAUGUAUUUAAUAUAUAACACAGGCCAAAAGUUUGGACACAUUUAUUAUUUUUCUUUUCAUGACUAUUUACAUCAAAACUAUGAAUGAACACAUGAGGAGUUAUGUAGUUAACAAAAAAAUAACUGAAAACAGGUUUAAUAUUCUAGUUUCUUCAAAAUAGUCACCCACUGCUCUGAUUACUGUUUUUGCACACUCUUGGCAUUCUCUCCAUGAGCUUCAAGAGGUAGUCACCCGAAAUGGGUUUCCCCUGACAGGUGGGCUUGAAGCUCAUGGAGAGAAUGCCAUGAGUGUGCAAAGCAGUAAUCGGAGCAGAGGGUGGCUAUUUUGAAGAAACUAGAAUAUAACACAGGUUUGUGUUAAGUACACAACUCAUUCACAGGUGGGUGCCAUAAAAACAGCUUCUCAGUCUUUCACAAGAAAGGAUGGGGCGAGGUACACCCCUUUGUCCACAACUGCGUGAGCAAAUAGUCAAACAGUUUAAGAACAACCUUUCUCAAAGUGCAAUUGCAAGAAAUUUAGGGAUUUCGACAUCUACGCUCCAUAAUAUCAUCAAAAGGUUCAGAGAAUCUGGAGAAAUCACUCCACGUAAGCGGCAUGGCCGGAAACCAACAUUGAAUGACCGUGAUCUUCCAUCCCUCAGACGGCACUCUAUCAAAAACUGAUAUCAAUCUCUAAAGGAUAUCACCACAUGGGUUCACAAACACUUCAGAAAACCACUGUCACUAAAUACAGUUGGUCGCUACAUCUGUAAGUGCAAGUUAAAACUCUACUAUGCAAAGCGAAAGCCAUUUAUCAACAACAUCCAGAAACGCCGCCAGCUUCACUGGGCCCGAGAUCAUCUAAGAUGGACUGAUGCAAAGUGGAAAAGUGUUCUGUGGUCUGACGAGUCCACAUUUCAAAUUAUCUUUGGAAAUAUUCGACAUUGUGUCAUCCGGACCAAAGGGGAAGCGAACCAUCCAGACUGUUAUCGAUGCAAAGUGUAAAAGCCAGCAUGUGUGAUGGUAUGGGGGUGCAUUAGUGCCCAAGGCAUGGGUAACUUACACAUCUGUGAAGGCACCAUUAAUGCUGAAAGGGACAUACAGCUUUUGGAACAACAUAUGCUGCCGUCUAAGUGCCGUCUUUUUCAUGGACGCCCCUGCUUAUUUCAGCAAGACAAUGCCAAGCCACAUUCAGCACGUGUUACAACAGCGUGACUUCGUUAAAAAAGAGUGCGGGUACUUUCCUGGCCCGCCUGCAGUCCAGACCUGUCUCCCAUGUAAAAUGUGUGAAGCGUAAAAUAUGACAGCGGAGACCCCGGACUGUUGAAGGACUGAAGCUCUACAUAAAACAAGAAUGGGAAAGAAUUCCACUUUCAAAGCUUCAACAAUUAGUUUCCUCAGUUCCCAAAUGUUUAUUGAGUGUUGUUAAAAGAAAAGGUGAUGUAACACAGUGGUGAACAUGCCCUUUCCCAACUACUUUGGCACGUGUUGCAGCCAUGAAUUUUGAAGUUAAUUUUAUUUGCAAAAAAAAUUAAAAAUGUAUGAGUUUGAACAUCAAAUAUGUUGUCUUUGUAGCAUAUUCAACAGAAUAUGGCUUGAAAAGGAUUUGCAAAUCAUUGUAUUCUGUUUAUAUUUACAUCUAGCACAAUUUCCCAACUCUUAUGGAGACGGGGCCUGCGCGGGCUCUGAGGUUUGAGAGCCAGGUCCAGCUCGUGGUGCCCAAGACCAGACUUAAUACCAGGUGACACAUGGCCUUCUCUGAGCUCUAGAACAUUCUGCCCCUCCAUGUUCCAUCGGCUCCCACAGUGGACUCUUUUAAGUCUCGUCUUAAGACCCACUUUUAUUCUUUGGCUUUUAACACAACGCGAGUUUUGUGCUCCUCUGUGUUUUUAAAAUUUUGAUUUCUAUUUAUUUUUUACAUUGGUUUCACCCUUUAAAAUCGUUUUUAAUCAUAUUUAUUUUUAUUUUAUUUUAUAUUGGUUUUAUGUCAAUUUUUUGUUUUCAUUCUGUCAUUGGUGGAGCUAAGGAUAAUAUUUGAAUAUUGAUUUUAAUAUUGCUGUGCAGCACUUGAGAAACAUUGAUGUUGUUUAAAUGUGCUACACAAAUAAAGUGGAUUGCUUUGGA